GCUCCGCUCUCUCGGAUCGGCUUUAACGCAGCUGUGCGCUCACCGUUAAUUGGCCCUGGCUCCUCUCAGAUCCAGAUCCGCUGCAGCAUGUCGUCCAGCCCGCAGGAGCAGAACCAGGAGCAGAACCAGGAGGUGAAAGAGGAGGUCAAAGAAGAGGGGAAGGCGGAGGAGAAAGACAAUAAAAAUGAGGAGACAGACGAGGAGAAACGAGAGGGGAAAAAGGAGGUGAAGAAGGAAGAGACGAAGGACUCCUGGAAGGAUUUUUUCUACAAUCCGCGAACCGGAGAGCUGAUGGGCCGAACCGCCAGCAGCUGGGGUAACACGCCGCCCGUCU
Plectropomus leopardus (leopard coralgrouper) is the source of this 334-nucleotide messenger RNA. The record is from RefSeq and is a predicted model, not a curated record. Lineage: Eukaryota; Metazoa; Chordata; Actinopteri; Perciformes; Serranidae.